Dictyostelium purpureum is the source of this 1227-nucleotide messenger RNA. RefSeq lists its product as uncharacterized. The record is from RefSeq and is a predicted model, not a curated record. Gene Ontology annotation, biological process: endoplasmic reticulum tubular network organization. The transcript is spliced from 4 exons. Gene Ontology annotation, cellular component: endoplasmic reticulum tubular network. The coding region runs from base 1 to 1227 and encodes 408 amino acids. NCBI's taxonomy places the organism in Eukaryota, Evosea, Eumycetozoa, Dictyosteliales, Dictyosteliaceae.
AUGGGUAUUUCAUUUUCAAAAAAAAAAAACAAUAUCGAAGAAUUUUUAGCAAUGGAUUCCAAAAUUGCGGAUAUGGAGUCCAAAAUUAAAAGCUCAAAAGAUUUUCAUAAUAGCUUAUUUUGGAAAUUUAUUUUUUAUAGUUUAAUAGUAGAAUUUUUUUUAUUAUUAAUUUCAUAUAUCCAAUCUCAUUCAUUCAAUACAUUGAUUGAAAAAUCAAUGUGCUAUGGAUACUCCUUUUUAUUCUUUAUAAUAAUUUGCUCCUUAGCUAUAUUAUAUAAAUUUUUAUUCGAAUCUUUAAUAGAAAUUUAUGAGGAUAAAUUAGAGAGUUUAAAUAUCGGUAUGGAAAUAUUAUUAGGUGAUGGAAACCUUGAAGCCGAUAUUAAUAAAAUCAAAAAAAUAAUAGAGAUAUAUGAAAAAAGAAAAUUAAAUAGGGUUCAGAUAGAGAAACAACAUCAAGAACCACAACAACCACAACAACCACAACAACCACAGCAGCCAGAUGAACCACAACAACCAAAACAAUCAGAACAACAGGAACAACAAAACAGCAUUGUUAAUAACAACAUUAACAAAAAAAGUAAUCUUUCUGAAUCAUUUUUUUUAGAAAAAAUUAAAUACGAUUUGGUUUCAGAAGAUAAUAAUAACAAAUUCUUGGAGGCAUUAAUUGUCAUUAAUAAUAGUUUAUCUAAGGGCAAUUUUUUCAGAGGUUUAGAAACUCAACAACUUGACCUCCUCAUAAAUAAUGUUGUUAACUUUGCUGUUUAUUACGAAAAGGUAUCCGAUGAAGUUAAAGCUAUUAGUAGUCUAAUAGUUUCAAAAAUAUUAGCUGAGGUAUAUUUCAAUCCAAACAUUAAAAUAGAACAUAUAGAAAUUGUUGGAUUAUAUAAAAAACAGCUAUAUAGAAUCGUUGCCAGAUGUAAUAUGUAUAGACACUAUGAAGUACAAGGGGCUGUAUCAGUAUUUAAAGAAUUUGCAAGGGCCCUCCAUAACAAUAUUGUAUGGAUAAUUAAAGAAAAACAUGACGUUGAAUUAGUUGACAUGGUUCGGUGUGCAGCUUUAGAUCUCUUUGAAGGGUUAGAGAGUCUAAGUUUUCACGAAUCAUACCAUAAAUUGCACAAAGAUACCCAUUCUAUUAUUUGCAGCUAUGUUUAUUUUGCAAGUGAAAACGUCCUUUCUGAACACUCAAAAAGAUACAAGGAUAUUAUAAAUAAUUGGGGUUUUAUGUAA